Messenger RNA from Lodderomyces parapsilosis, 5397 nucleotides. It is a transcript of the gene ECM29, whose product is annotated as Ecm29p. Gene Ontology annotation, molecular function: molecular adaptor activity. The coding region runs from base 1 to 5397 and encodes 1798 amino acids. Gene Ontology annotation, biological process: proteasome assembly. Gene Ontology annotation, cellular component: cytoplasm; nucleus. The transcript has a single exon. Lineage: Eukaryota; Fungi; Ascomycota; Pichiomycetes; Serinales; Debaryomycetaceae. The record is from RefSeq and is a predicted model, not a curated record.
AUGGCUGAACAAGAGAUAUCGUUAUUAAAUAAGGUGGAGCUACGAAUUGCCUUGGCAGAGAGUAACACGCAAUUAGAGAAUGCAUUAAAGAUUUACUUACCGCCUGUUUUGUUAAAGCUUGCAAGUCCAGAUGCACAAGUACGACAAUUAGUUUUCAAAAUAAUCCAACAUGUGAUCCCCAGAAUAUCUGCAGCCAGAAACCUUAAAUUACCAGUUGAAGCAUUAAUCGACCAGGUAAAGGAUCCCAAUGUGAACGCUGGCCUUGACUCUACAUCAGUGAGAUUGUACUCGGCUUUGUUUGUUUCUCGAGGUAUUGAUCGAAUUGGAGACGAAGAGAAAAGGUCUUUGGUACUAUCAGUGAGUAAACGAAUUUCAGAAUUACCGGAAUCCAUUGCGGCGCGUAUGUUUGGCAUUUUAUGCAAAUUGCUCAAGACAUGGAAAGCUUAUGAUCCGGAUUCUGAAGAGUAUAAACAACAGAGACGAAUUUUGGCAUCAGACAAAAAAAAUGAACAAUACUUGGCUUUUAAAAUAGCUAAGGUGUUGAUGUUUACCAUGGAGUCAUCGACAAGGGCUACCAUUGGAUUGACUAGUGAAGACAUAAAGUUUUUCACAACUGAUGCUGGGGUGAGUUUCCAAAACAAUCAGGAACUUUUUUCCACAAAGCUUUCACUACUUCAAUUUUUGAAAUCUGGGUUUAGUAAUGAUCAGCUUGUGUUGCCUUUUUUAAUCGCAUCAGCAAAUCCUAUCUCGGCAAUUGGGGACCCUUCGGAGAAGUUACUCAGAGGCUUGGGUGUAAAUGUUGAUCAUGUAACCCUUUACACUGGUGUGGACCUCAUCAGUUACCUCGUUGGGAUAUUUUUGGAUAACAAUAGGUCAACACCAUAUGAUUGGAACCUUAGAUUAAAGAUUAUGCAGCUAUUUUUAAAAAGCAAUUCAAUAAAGAAUCAUAUAGAUAUUGCAGAGGUAUGCAAAAUUGGGCUCAAAUCACCAGCAUUAAAGUUGAGGAAACUUUCAACAGACCUCAUUGAUAACCUUUUAAAAGCAAACAAAAAUGAAAUUGGGUUCCAGAAUUUCACAACUGGUAUAGCGAACGAUCUUCGCGUGAGUCUUGCUGACGAAGUCGCAUCCAGUGAAAAUUCAUUCUCAAAUAAUUCAAUGCUUAAUGCAGAAAAGAGGUCAAAAUAUGAGACUUUAGGAAGUAUUCUACAAUCAGCACAAAGCAUAUUUGUCAAUGAUUGGUCAUACAUCACGUUUUUACUUGACCGUCUAGACCACGAGGAUUCAGAGGUUAAGGUGUCCAUUCAAAAUGUAUUGUCAGGUUUAUCGAGUCACUUAAGAGACAUAAGCGACUCGAAUAUGGCCGCUUUACGAGAAUUGGCUCGGGAGUAUUUCCUACAGCCAUCGACGCACACGAGUAUGGGUAAGUACAUCCUCGUAAAGUAUAUGAAUUUGGCUUUUCCUUUCAAUGAUACGUUUGCCAGGAUGUUGUGCAUCAUUGGUACUGGAAAAGAGAAUGGGCCUGAAAUUUUAGAAGAGGCGAAUAAAGGAUUGCAUCCGUAUUGGUUUAACCUUUUACAGGCCAACAAUACAAACGGAUUUGCAUCUACAUCUCAUCUAUUGGGGAACGAAACAAGUGUGACAUUUCCAAAUUUCAACAAUUUUGUAACCACUCUUGUCACUGAACUAGAGGUUUCUCACUCACCAUUAUAUCAAACCUUGCCAAGAGCUAUUGAGUUUGCUGUGCAAACUUUGGUUAUGGAAGCCAUGGGUGAUAGCAAUACUGUGAUUUCGUUGGAUGAGAAUUGGUCAGUACGUUUAGACAAAGCUUUGGAACUGAACGAUACUGUGAGGCUGUUGGUAAUCAAAAAGAUGAGUGAUUGUGAUGUUGCAAGUGGAGUGAUUAAAUUAUUGACUAUUUGUUUUGAUGCUCUUGUUGCACAAUCUAAAAGCGAUUCCAAAUUCACUCGCAGCAAAUUUUAUGCUCAAGCUAUCAGCAAAUUGCUCUCCUUCUCAUCGUCUGAGGUUGUUGAUUUAUGCUUGGAUAGACUAGACGAGGUAGCUUUACUAAUUCGUGAAACCCACAUACGUGAUGAUUCUAUGAGUGAGAUUUGCAAAAUUUUGGGGAUCUUGGGAAGUCAUCCGUCAAACAAAGAGCAAAACGUGAAGCAACUAUUGGGAAAUGUUCAUACUGUUCAAAAUAAGUCUGUUUCCACAUUAGCGGAAAGCUAUAUCUUGUCGAGAUUGUCCGCCAGGGGAAGGCACAGUCUUAUUUCGGUGCUGGAAAUCAAAGCAUUACUCGCAUCUAUUGUGGAGAUGUGUCAACACCAAUCAACUUAUCCAAUUGCAGUUGAGCUGAUCUGUCAAUUAUCAAUGUAUGGUACACUCAAGGAUAUCAUGAAGGAAGAAGUGGAGCAGUACACAAAGAAAAUCGAAUUAAGCGUUCGCGCAAAACUGAAAAAGUUUGACGAAAGAAGCGUGCUAGCUUUGGGAUAUCUUUCGUUAUUAUACAGUCACAACGGAUUCAAAGACUUGACUGAAAAUGAAAGAGCAAUUUACGAGUUCCACAAUUCCAAAGAAAUAGAGUCGAUUUUUGGCUCUGCAGAAGCAUUCGUUAUUACAUCAUCAGGCUGGAAAUCCAAGCUUUUGCAGCAUAAGCUCGACAUACCCGAUGUGGAUGUAGAGCAAUUACCCAAUGACACAGCAAGGUUACCUAUCAUUUUAAAUGCAAUCAUUGCAGCUUGUAAGGAUACAAAGCCUUCGUUGAGACGAGCUGGCUGUAUUUGGGUUUUAUCCCUAGUACAACAUUGCGGGCACUUGGAAGAAAUCAAACAAAAGUCGAUUGAAUUGCAUUAUUGCUUUAUGAGAUUUUUGGCAGAUAAGGAUGAGAUAGUACAAGAUUCUGCAUCAAGAGGUUUGGCUUUAGUGUACGAAAUGGGCGAUGCAGAAUUCAAGGAGUUGUCAGUUAAAUCUUUGUUAAAGUCCUUUACUCAAUCCGACGCAAGUUCAUACACAGCAGGAACUGUCCAAAACGACACAGCUCUAUUUGAGCCUGACAUUUUAAAGACCAAUGAUGGUUCUGUUUCGACGUAUAAGGACGUGUUGAAUUUGGCGCAAGAUGCUGGAGAUCCCAGCCUUGUUUAUAAGUUCAUGUCUUUGACAAAGUCUUCUGCAUUAUGGUCUUCACGUCGAGGCAUAGCUUAUGGGUUAGAGUCCAUUCUAUCCCAAUCCUCAUUGGACCAGAUGUUAGUAGAUAACCCAAGAUUUGCACAAAGACUUAUCCCAAAACUAUACCGCUAUCGUUACGAUCCAUUUACUGGUGUUUCUCAGUCGAUGGAGUCUAUUUGGACCUCAUUGGUGAAGGACCCUACGCGAAUCAUAAAGGAUAAUUUCGAUCUUAUUUUAAGCGAAUUGUUAACAGGUAUGGGCAAAAAGGAGUGGAGAGUUCGACAAGCGAGUGCUACUGCUAUGAGUGAUUUAUUACAAGUCGUAGACUUGAAUCGCUAUGAAGCAAAGAUUGAAGAAAUUUGGACAAUGAGCUUUCGAGUUAUGGAUGACAUAAAAGAGAAUGUUCGAAAAGAAGGUUUGAAAUUGACAAAGUCUUUGGUCACGAUUUUGACCAGAGCCUUGGAGAAGGAGUCAAAUGCUUCUAGUCGGGAAAUAUUGGGCAGGUUGAUACACCUCUUACUAGGCAACAAAGGUAUUCUUUCCGAUUCCCAAGAUGUCAAAGAUUUUUCCAUCAAGACCUUGUUAAAACUUUGCAAGACAAAAAGCAAAGCAUUGAAACCAUAUAUCGCCGACUUGAUUGAAAACUUUAUCAAUCUUUUUUCUACAAUGGAACCAGAGAUUGUGAAUUAUUUAGCACUCAAUGCUGGGAAUUUCAACAUUGACAACCAAGAAUUCGAUGCGAGACGAUUACAAGAUGUUGGGAAAUCUCUGUUGAUGGAUGCUAUUGACUUUUUAUUAACUCAGUUGGAUGAGGAAGCAAUGCCUGAGUUUUUGACUAGAUUGGAGCAUAGUGUUAAACAUAGCGUCGGGUUGCCUUCAAAAGUUAGUGGAUCAAAGGUAUUAAUGACAUUGGUUAUGAAUUAUCAUUCACUUAUGAGACCAUAUAGUUCCAAACUUUUGGAAAUUGCUUCAAGUCAAAUCAAGGAUAGGAACAACACAGUUGCGUCUUGUUAUGCAGCUGCUGCGGGGUAUAUCUGCCGUAUAUCUCCUGUGGAGGCAGUUAUCAAGUAUUCCGACAAGAUUGCGAAAAUGUACUUUAAACCCAAGGAGCCAGGAGAUGAGAGGUCGAGAAUAUUAGCAUCUAAUGCCAGCAACUGUGUCUCUAAAUACUCUGGGGAUCAAUUUAGUGUUGUUGCUUCAGGAUUCUUGCCCUUGGCGUUCAUUGGUACGUUUGAUCGGCUGGAACAGGUGAAGCAUAAUUUUGAUAUGGAAUGGACAGAACACACGGCUGGUGAUUCUGCAGUCAAGUUGUAUUCAGCCGAGAUACUUGACCUCGUGAAGAAGCAUUUGAAAUCGAAUGAGUUUUCAGUCAGAGCAACGUUGGGAAGGGCCAUGUGCCACCUCUGUGUUGCAUUUGGCGACUCAAGUCAUUUUUCUGACAACUCUAUUAAUGAAUUGAUCCAGUUGUUGAUCGAGUCUAAUAAAGGUAAGUCUUGGGAAGGUAAAGAAUACGUGUUUGGUGCUUUGAUCGAUUUCGCAAUUUUGAAUAGAGCGUACUUGUUGCUACAUCGCGACUUACUUGAUGCGGUUGAGAAAACAAUCAUCACGGAAAUCAAAAGGAGGAACAAGAGGUAUCAGCGAUUGACGGUACAGAAAAGUGGUAGGUUCAUUCACGAAAUCCAUGACCGCGAGCUUGUUGAUGUAUAUGUGCAUGUAAUGGAGGACAUUUUGCGACGUGAUACUGGUGGCAAAGAUGAUGACAGUGAUGAGGAAAUGACCGACACUGAACGAGGACCCAAAGUUGAUACUGCAAAGGAAGAGAGAGUUUUGGAGUUGUUUCAUAGUUUAGGAGUUGCAUUUUAUUACAAUGUGGAUGGUGACGUCAAGUUAUCUCAUUUUGUAUUUGAAGAAAUGCAAAAGCUCUUUCUGUCUGGUAUCGCAAUAACGUGGAGGUCUAAAGUCAAGAUAACUGAGUUGUUUAGAAAGAUAGUCAAACAAUUGCCAAGAAACAGCAAGCUUGAAUUUGAUUUGAUAGAGACUUGGAAAGUUUUGAAUGAGCAGUGUUUGAAUGUUGAUGCUUUGGAAGCGGUUAAAUUGGAGUUUAUUCGGUUAUCUAAAGAGUUAGUUCCCGUUUUGCACAAUACAAACCAUCGAUCACUUAUUGAGCUGACUUUACAACAAUUUGCCAGUACAGAGAUGUCAAAUGUAGUAAAAGUUGAAAUAGCAAAAUAG